Messenger RNA from Dicrocoelium dendriticum, 1091 nucleotides. Lineage: Eukaryota; Metazoa; Platyhelminthes; Trematoda; Plagiorchiida; Dicrocoeliidae. The record is from the annotation of a GenBank genome assembly.
AUAAAUACGGAUGCACACUGCGCAACAAACCAGCAAUUUGUGUGAGCAGACCACGUGUAGCCGCAGGAUAGUUUUCACCAUUAUUUCUUCAACUAUCCCGAAGCCCCCACUAAAAUACUAAGGAAAGUCAUAGUAGCACCUUUACAAUCGUCCGGAUUUUUAACUUACUCCUGACGGAAUUAUGGCCUGCGUUACCUUUGAGGAGGUAGAAAGAAUCGCUGCGCACAUACGGGGAGUGGUUAAGCUGAAGCCACAAAUCGGCAUCAUUUGUGGAAGUGGAUUGGGUAAAUUGGCAGAUGUGGUGACAGAGAAGGUGGUGCUUGCGUACAGCUCCAUUCCAGGAUUUCCACAGGUCACUGUGGCCGGUCAUACUGGGAAUCUGGUGUUUGGAAACAUUUGCGGCAAGCCGGUUGUUGUUAUGCAAGGGCGUUUUCAUCAGUACGAGGGAUAUAGUGCCCGAGAGAUUGCACUGCCGUUGCGAGUGCUGAAGUUGCUUGAAGUGUCGAUGUUGAUCCUUAGUAAUGCGGCCGGUGGUUUGAGCGCAAAACUGAAGGUGGGCGAUUUCGUUAUGCUCAAAGAUCACAUCAGUCUGGCUGGGCUAUCAUUGAACAACGUUCUGGUAGGCCCUAACGAGGACAAGUUUGGUCCACGAUUCCCAGCCACGUCGGACGCCUACUGCCCGAAACUGCGAGAACUUAUGAAGCAAACUGCAUCAGAAUGUGGCUUAUCUCAUAGGCUACACGAGGGUGUUUAUUUCCAAUGCGGUGGUCCCACCUAUGCAACCGACGCGGAGAACAGGUUGAUGAUUACUGCUGGGGCGGAUGUGGUCGGAAUGAGCACCGUGCCUGAGGUACACAUCGCACGUCACUGUGGGAUAACGGUCUUCGCCAUAUCUUUGGUCACCGAUCUAUGCAACCCAGAUAUACAUUCGUCGACGGUGACAACACACGAGCAAGUGUUGCAGGCUGCAAAUGCCAGUGCAAACGAUCUCGUGCGCCUUAUAACCGAAAUGAUCCGACGUCUGUGACGAAAACAUGACUCUAUCUGCUCGUUUGCUCAGUUAUUCACAAUAAAUUUGUAAUGCUUAAAAA